This is a messenger RNA of Helicoverpa zea (corn earworm), 651 nucleotides long. RefSeq names its product general odorant-binding protein lush-like. The record is from RefSeq and is a predicted model, not a curated record. Lineage: Eukaryota; Metazoa; Arthropoda; Insecta; Lepidoptera; Noctuidae. The transcript is spliced from 5 exons. Gene Ontology annotation, molecular function: odorant binding; dibutyl phthalate binding. Gene Ontology annotation, biological process: sensory perception of smell; olfactory behavior. Gene Ontology annotation, cellular component: extracellular region. The coding region runs from base 130 to 570 and encodes 146 amino acids.
AACCACUGUUGUUUUAUUUGACGGGUAACACUUAAGUAAACGCUUAGUAAUUAAAUUUUAUUUGUGUACUUUAUAAAACAACCGCAUCAGGAUUUGCUAUCAUUGUUGCAUAGCUGAUUCCUGUUCAAUAUGGUGUACUUCAGUAAUAUUUUUAUUUGUUCCUUUAUUUUAUUUGUAACAUUAAACUCGUCGUUUGUUACUGCGAUGACGAGAGAACAAAUUAAGAACUCUGGAAAAUUGAUCAAAAAGACAUGUAUGGCAAAAAAUGAUGUCACUGAAGAUCAAGUGAAAGACGUGGACAAAGGAAAAUUUAUAGAAGAGAAACCGUUCAUGUGUUACAUAGCUUGCGUCUACAAAAUGGGACAAACCAUAAAAGGUAACACUGUAAACCAUGACAUGAUGAUAAAACAAGUAGAAAUGAUGUUUCCAAAUGAAAUGAAGGCUCCGAUGAAAGCAGCCAUUGAACACUGCAGACCAGUUGUGAAAAAAUACAAAGAUGUCUGUGAAGUAUCUUAUUGGACAGCAAAAUGCAUUUACGAGUUCGACCCGCCCAAUUUCAUGUUUCCUUGAAGCACAUAAUUUUUUAUUUAUUAUUUCACAUUCUUUUCUCCUUUAAUUUGUGUGCUAACAAAUAAAUGAGUAUGUAUUAAA